Molecule: messenger RNA, 2151 nt
Organism: Solea senegalensis (Senegalese sole)
Lineage: Eukaryota; Metazoa; Chordata; Actinopteri; Pleuronectiformes; Soleidae
Gene: spc25
Product: SPC25 component of NDC80 kinetochore complex
Exons: 7
Coding region: 193-906 (237 amino acids)
Biological process (GO): chromosome segregation
Cellular component (GO): Ndc80 complex
Source: RefSeq, a predicted model, not a curated record
UUAUAUCGACAUAGGGUGAGAUUGGUUAAUUCAAUGUCAGGUGUUGUUGUUUUAUUUGCUGCGUACGUUACAUAAACUGUCAAGAAUAUACAGCUAUGUGCUACCGUUCCCUAGCUAACUUUAACGUCCCUGCUCCUGCUGCUAACUGGGAUUGUGUCCUUUUUUAUUUUGAUUGUCUGACAGCUGGGCAUCAUGAUGUCCAUCACAGAUCCAAAUACGAGCGUCAACUUCACUGGUGCAGUCGAAGAAAUCCAUAACAAGCAGCUCAAAACGUACGAGGAGAUAGUGGACACAACUACAGAGCUGUGCCAGUCCCAUAGACAGUUUGUGAAGUCUGCAGUUGAUACAUGUUUAAAGAAAUGUAAGGAUGAUAAGGUGCUGUUUGAGACAAUACAGACAUUCAACAAAGAUUUGCAACUGAAAAAUGCGUCAUUGAGAGAGAAACGUUGUGAUAUUUCUAAAGUGAUAUCCGAGAUUCAGCAGAAGGAGAUGCAGAAAGAUGAUAUUAUUCAGAAGAUAGAACAACUUAAAGAGGAGCAAGCCAAGAGGAAAGACUUAAUUGAGUCUCAAAAUAAAGCAAAUAAAGCCAGACUGAGAAAUCUCCAGAAAGCCCGACAUGUCUUUCAGGAUCAUUUGGGUAUGGAGAUCCGAGCAGUCCUCUGUAAAACACAACUGGUUAGAGGUGAAAGGAUGCAGUUUGUUUUCCGGAAUAUCAACCCGUCAUAUCUGGACAGUGUCUUUGUUGUCACAAUGGGCAUUAAAGAAGAUGGAUCUUAUGAGAUUGUGUCUAGUGACCCAAAGCUUGAGUGUUUGCCCGUCUUGGAAAGUCGGCUUCGGGAGACCAAUCACUUACCAGCAUUCUUGGCAAAUGUUAGGAAGGAGUUUAUCGCUCAGGCACGCAGCUAAGAUUGAAAUAUUGGAAAUGUAGCUUAUUUCUUGUUGCAAUGUGGACCAAUAUAAACAAGAACUGUAUAUUUAAACUUUGGUUCACAUUCCUCUUAUAAAACUAAAAAUGUAAGUAUGUUUUUAAUUUGUAUCGACAGCCCUACAAACAACACACAAUCAAUGCCACUGUAACGCAUUAUCAGGACUAAUGCAUGUAUAUGUGGAUAUACAGUACAUUUACAGGCAAAAAUAAACAAGCCAUAUUAAAUAUUCUGGUGUUCUAAUCACAUCAUUAACUAUCCAGUCUCAUAUUUUCAGAGCAUGGUGAUAUUCUAACAUUUAUUUAGAUGGACAAAAUUGCUCCCUCAACAUGUUUUUCCAAAGUAAGGAGACAAAAACAAAGCAAUUUACAUUGAUGUAAACAGCUAUUAUUUAUUUGUUAUUAACUUUAUUACUCAUGUAUGUCAACCCUAACCCUGGACUCCAUUUUAACGUGUUUAUUCUAUUCAUCUAUUACACUUGUAUUAAAAUCUUGUAAAAUGUCCAGCAGUUGGGCAGCACACAAUGUAUUAAAUAAUAUUUCACCAUUAAAAAGCCAAAUAUAAAGACAGAAUUUAAAAAAUGUAUGAAUUCUGUCAUUGUAAAAUGACUGCAGAGACCAGUAACACAAAUUGUACAUCCUGUCAGUAGAGGAGCACAUGAAGUGAGUGAUUAUCAAUCAUUUUGAAAAAAAAAAAAAUACAUUACUAUCAUUAUUCAGUUCAUUGCAAAUAAUUUGUAUUCACGUAUGUUAUGAGUCUUCCACUUUGUUUUUACAUUGUUUUGUAUGAUAUUUUUUGCUGUGCAUGCAUUGGGUGAGUCAGGUAUCCGAUGAUGUGGCACUGCUUAGCCCAGACAGUUCCUCAACAUAGGCUGAUGGGAAAUGUCCGGUCCGUCCAUUUAGUUUACCAAACCACCACCCCUUCUCCUCUUUUUUGUAAAUGUCCAAAAUAUCUCCUGUGAAAUACAAACAAAUCAGUAUAUCAGUCCGUAUUCACCUCUGUAGUUUUAAAUAAUUUACCGCUCAGCAGCAACUUACCUUCUUUUAAAGUCAACUCAUCAUCUUGUUCAGGUUUGAAAUUGUACAGGGCCUUGCAUUUUCCUAUACUGCAAAACACUUCUGUUGUUUGACCUAUACAAAAAAAUCCAUAUUUGUUAUUGUGUUAAAUUUAUUGUAAAUCUGCAGAUGUGAGCAGAAAUAAACACUUCUGUGUUUGUGUCUGGAAA